This is a messenger RNA of Coccinella septempunctata (seven-spotted ladybird), 3499 nucleotides long. It is a transcript of the gene Elk, whose product is annotated as potassium voltage-gated channel subfamily H member 8. NCBI's taxonomy places the organism in Eukaryota, Metazoa, Arthropoda, Insecta, Coleoptera, Coccinellidae. Gene Ontology annotation, cellular component: membrane. Gene Ontology annotation, molecular function: voltage-gated potassium channel activity. The transcript has 15 exons. Gene Ontology annotation, biological process: potassium ion transmembrane transport; regulation of membrane potential. The record is from RefSeq and is a predicted model, not a curated record. Bases 268 to 3345 code for a protein of 1025 amino acids.
CCUCCGGCCAGUUGACGUGUCGCGCGCGUCUUUUUUCGCGGUUUUUCCGACCGAUUUCGCGCGCCGCAUUUUCUAACCCUUGGGAUUUCGCGAAAAUUAUUCUCAUCCCCGAAAACGUUCGAAAAUAUCACGACCAUGAUUUUCGUCCCGUUUCCGGAAAGCUAUAUGUGAAAAUAUUCGAUUAAUUCAGUGUUUAAAUGUAGUUCAACAAGUUGCACUCCGACAUCAUAUUUUUUCCUCGAGGAGAUUUCUGGGCAACUGGCCUUGAUGCCAGCACGGAAGGGGCUGUUAGCGCCCCAAAACACAUUUUUGGAUACCAUAGCAACUAGAUUUGAUGGAACUCACAGCAACUUCGUGCUAGGAAAUGCCCAAGUACCCAGCCUAUAUCCCAUUGUAUAUUGUUCGGACGGAUUCUGCGAACUUACGGGCUUCCAGAGGGCUCAGAUAAUGCAGAAGGGGUGCGCCUGCAAAUUCCUUCAUGGGCCCGAAACCAAAGAUGAACACAAGACUCAAAUCGACAAGGCUUUGGAGUUCAAGAAUGAACUCAAAUUGGAAGUUAUUUUUUAUAAGAAAAAUGGAACCCCCUUCUGGUGUUUGCUGGACAUCGUUCCUAUCAAGAAUGAAAAGAGAGAAGUGGUGCUUUUUCUCGCCUCGCAUAAAGAUAUCACGAACACGAAAAUGGCGGAAAUGUCGGAUUCCGAGCUCUAUGACAGCGACGCUAAUGGUAACUUGGACCCAGAAGCUCCUCCCGCCAACUAUGGAAGAAGAAGAUCGAGGGCUGUACUGUACCAGCUCAGUGGACAUUACAAGCCGGUUAAGAUGAAGACCAAACUGAAGCUAAAUAACAACCUAUUGAGUUCUACUCCAGCCCCGUUGCCAGAAUAUAAGACGGCUUCAGUGAAAAAGAGUAGGUUUAUCAUAUCCCAUUACGGGAUGUUCAAAAGCGUCUGGGACUGGCUGAUCCUGACAGCUACGUUUUAUGUGGCAGUUGUGGUGCCUUACAAUGCUAGCUUCACCAUAAUUGAGAGGCCCUCUGUGGCUGUUGAUGUUUUCGUCGAAGCGCUGUUCAUUAUGGAUAUAUGUUUGAACUUCCGAACAACCUUCGUCAACAGAAAGGGUGAAGUUGUUUCUAAUGGAAAGCUAAUAUCAGUGCACUACCUCAAAACUUGGUUCCUUGUAGACUCUUUAGCAGCCCUGCCCUUCGACCUUCUUUAUGUGCUUUACGGAGAGGAUAGAGAUGUCCCAGCGUUUGCUCGUUCUCAUAUACACCUAAUAAAAUUAACAAGACUCCUUCGACUAGCCAGAUUGCUUCAAAAAAUGGAUAGAUAUUCUCAAUACAGCGCAAUGAUUCUUACCCUAUUAAUGCUUUCUUUCACCCUUGUGGCCCACUGGCUAGCUUGCAUCUGGUAUGUGAUAGCUGAUAAGGAAAUGGAGAGAAAUGAUUUAGGCUGGAUACACAAUCUCGCUGAGAGGUUAAAGAUAUUGAACGUGUCAUUAAUAUCAAACACGGACGCCUACGUGACUGCCCUUUAUUUCACCUGUUCAAGUUUGACGAGCGUUGGCUUCGGCAAUGUGAGCGCAAAUACCACCAGUGAAAAGAUCUUCAGUAUAUGUGUAAUGCUUAUUGGUGCUCUUAUGCAUGCAGUAGUUUUCGGUAACGUCACUGCUAUAAUCCAGAGGAUAUACUCGAGAAGAUCCCUCUAUCAUAGCAAAUGGCGAGAUCUGAAGGACUUUCUCACACUCCAUCAAAUACCGAAGGAGCUGAAGCAAAGAAUGCAAGAUUAUUUUCAGACUAUGUGGAGUCUUAAUCAUGGGAUAGAUAUUCAUGAGACACUAAAAGAAUUCCCGGAGGAGCUACGGGGCGAUGUUUCGAUGCACCUUCAUCGGGAGAUACUCCAGCUUCCAAUUUUCGAGGCGGCAUCGCAAGGUUGUCUGAAGUUGCUGUCUCUACACAUCCGAGCGAAUUUCUGCGCUCCGGGCGAGUACCUAAUCCACAAGGGGGACGCCCUGAGCUAUAUAUACUACAUAUGCAACGGAUCCAUGGAGGUCGUACAAGAUGACAUGGUUGUCGCUAUUCUAGGAAAGGGAGACCUCGUAGGGAGUGACAUAAACCUUCACCUUCAGCACACCUCCUCGAACGGUGUUUCUUCAGAUAAUAGGGGUGGCGCUGGAUGUAUAGACAUUGUGAUUAAGUCAAGCAGUGAUGUUCGCGCUUUAACUUAUUGCGAUCUUAAGUGCGUUCACAUGCAGGGAUUAGUAGAAGUGUUACGGUUGUAUCCGGAAUACCAACAGCAGUUCGCCAACGAUAUACAGCACGAUUUGACGUUCAAUGUUCGUGAAGGAUACGAGGCGGAGCAAGAAUCGGAAGGAAACGGCAUGCCCUCUCUCACGUUGCCCAGCAUCAGCGAGGAUGACGAGAACGCUCAAGAAGAGGAGGAGGGUGGAAACAGCCCCAUCAGUCCCAACAGGUCCCCGCUUCACAUUGCAAACCUGAGCAACAGCCCAAGACACGCAAAAUUCAAUCUCAGAUUGCAAGAAAUACAAGAAAACAUCAAAUUGAGGCCACGUAUGGGUGGCAUCGCCACCAAUCACCUGGCCAUGCUUCGUCAGAGGGUAGAAAGGCAGAGGAGCGUGAACAUACCCGUACGACAAUCGAUGCAUGCAUCUUCCGACGAUGUGAGCGCCGAAGAAAAAGACGUCGAGGGCACAAAACGCCACAGCGUUGAAAAACUCGACUCGCAAAUUUCGACCCUACACCAAGACGUAGCCGCAUUAAGCAUAGAGGUACGGAACGCAAUCCAGGCCUUGCAGGAGAUGAAAACACCGUCUACAGGAGUGUCAUCGUCUUUCAACGCGAUUUCCAACCCUAAUUUGGCACGUGCCGGUGAUAACUUCGGAGGAAAUGGUAUCUUGGCGAGAAGUUCAUCCCAUCCCCCAGAAAUGUUUUGCUGGGACCCCGACGAACCCACGUUAGAACCUCCUAGACAAAUAAGGCACACCGUCGAUGCGGAAACGCAAACCAACGAUGAGCUGAUCAAGGAAUUCGUCUUGCAGAAUUCGGACAAGAUCAUGCAGUUUUUAGGGCUGAGUAGUGAUAAGAUCAAACAAUGCAGGUUGAGGAAGAGUUAUAGUGUUUCGGACGAAAGGGCUGUUGUUAGAUUCGAUAAGAGCGCGAAAGAUACGGAAGAUUGUUCGAUAGAUAUCGAAGAAGAGCAAUUAUCGCCUUCGGGCACCUUGAGGAGUAAUUCUACCGAGCAUCAUAAAGUUCAAAUAUUCGGAAAUUUCGCCACUCCGACAUCGAAGUUGUAUCGUCAGCUCAAGGAGAAUAAUUACGGCGAUAUUUGAAGGGCGUCAUAAAAAUUUUCGUUCAUUUUGCGAGUAUAAAAAGUGUGUCUGAGUGUUGAAUACUCAUUAUUUCUAUGAAAAGGUUAUGUGAAUUUCGACUCUUUCAAUUGUUCAAUCGAUUAAACACAAAAGCCUCAUCAUAAAUCCGCAGGCA